AUGGAGGAAGAUUUCCUCAAGCUGGAGCAGGGCUUUGGGGCAGUCAGAGCCUACACAGAAAUGUUUAUUGAAUUCUCCAGGUUUGUUGAACAUUAUAUUGCUACUGAAGCAAGGAAAGUGGAGAGGUAUAUUUGGGGACUUAAGCCCUCAAUAAGAGAAUUGGUAAUUGCUAUGAAUCCUACCACUUUUCCUGCAGCAGUUGAUGCUGUAGAGGUUACUGAAAGGAAUAAGAAUAUGAGUGAGGAAGGGAAGGUUGUAGAAAAGAGGAAAUGGGAGGGAUCCUCAACUGGCUACAGAGGAUCAAAGGCUGCUAAAUUCUAUAAGAAAUCAAUGCAGAGGCAGAUGGAGAGAGCCUGCCCAAGAUGCAAACAGGUUCAUCAAUGUAGCUGUAGACCUGAACCAUUGAAAUGUUUUAACUGUGGAGAAAUUGGGCACACCUCAACCUACUAUAGGCAAAUCAGAAGGUGUUUCCAUUGUAAUUCACCAGACCAUGUUAAAGACAAGUGUCCACAGCUGAAACCACCACAACUAACUUCAGGAAACAAUGCUCCAAACAACAGUGGAAGGCCUGGUGUUAAUAGGGGAGGAUUUGGUAAAGCUCAAGGCAGAUCCUUCCAAAUGACUGAAACUGAGGAAGAAGCUGCACCAGAUGUGGUAACAGGUACUUUUUCAAUCAACUCAGUAUGUGCUAAGGUGCUUUUUGAUUCAGGUGCAAAUUUUUUAUUUGUAUCUCCUUUAUUUGCUAAAAGUGCCUGCAUGAUCCCAAUAUUACUUGAUAAAAAGCUGAUAGUUGAGACUGCAAACAAUCAAGAAACUAUAGCUUCUGUAUACCAAGAUUAUGCCAUCAUUAUUGAUGGUUGUAAGCUACCCAUCCGUUUGUUCCCUAUGCCUAUGAAGGAAUUUGAUGUAGUGGUGGGGAUGGACUGGUUAGCCAGUAACCAGGCAUCCAUUUUUUGCAACCAAAAGAGAGUGAAAAUAGAGCUUCCAGGCAAAGGAACAGUCAUAAUAAAGGGUGAUCACCAGGAUCAUCAUCCCAGUCUUCUAUCAGUAUCACAGGCUUGCAUUUGUAUGAAAAAGAAGUGCCAAGGAUUCUUGGCCUAUGUGAUUGUGACAAUUCGUCACUUUGACUUCAAGUUAGUACCUCAUUUCAAGAUUUUUAUUUAG
Molecule: messenger RNA, 1164 nt
Organism: Cynara cardunculus var. scolymus (artichoke)
Lineage: Eukaryota; Viridiplantae; Streptophyta; Magnoliopsida; Asterales; Asteraceae
Exons: 1
Coding region: 1-1164 (387 amino acids)
Molecular function (GO): zinc ion binding; nucleic acid binding
Source: RefSeq, a predicted model, not a curated record